UGCAGCUAGUGUUCAAUUCCUUUGAAAUGUGAUUUGGAAAUAUAUCUUCUAUUUUCAAUUGCGUAUAUUAUAUUUGCGUAUUUUGUAUGCGAUAGAUAGAAACUAAGAUGGCGGGAAAUGGUGAUGAGGAAACUGAGUUUUUGAUGGAACAAGUUAAAAAAUUAGAGUUGAUGGAGAAAAGAACGAAGGAGCUGGUUGAGCAGAGGAAGCUGGAGAGACAGUGCCUGGAAAUGGAGUGUCUUAAGAUGGAGAGACAGAAGAAAUAUCUUCUUGCUAUGCUUAGGGAGAAUGAGGAUGCUGAGGAGCAGGAUAGGUUGGAACAGGAAGCAAAGAAACCAUUUCAUGGCGCAGGAAAUAUUCUAGGAGCUCCCUCUCCAGUACAAAGAGUUGAAUCUGUGCAGCCUGUUAGAAACAUGGUUAAACCGAUAGAAAUUGACGAAUCCAAGCCUAAAGGAAAUAUACAGGUGAGAUUAGGUGACGGUGGACGGUUGGUUCUCACACUAAAUCUUACUCAUACUAUAAGUUUGCCUUGGGCCCGAAAUCGCAAUGUUUUGGCACCGUUUAAACAAAGGCCAGAAUUAAAUGAAUAUGCAAGUAAGAUAUUCCUGCUUGACUCUCCCUGAUUGGUUUGCUCUAUAACUAGAACAUUGGCCAACCUAACAAUAUUUUGCUCAAACCUCCAUGUUUUGCUCCUUUACUCAAACCACGACAUGGGCCGCUAAAAUCUCCAUGUUUUGCUUCUUGACUUAAACCACUGCAUCAGCCGCCUAAAUUUCCAUGUUUUGCUCCUUGACUUAAACCACUGCAUGACCGCCCAAACCUCCAUGUUUUGCUCCUUUACUCAAACCACGACAUGGGCCGCUAAAAUCUCCAUGUUUUGCUCCUUGACUUAAACCACUGCAUCAGCCGCCUAAACUUCCAUGUUUUGCUCUUUGACAUAAACCACUGCAUCAGCCGCCUAAAUUUCCAUGUUUUGCUCCUUGACUUAAACCACUGCAUGACCGCCCAAACCUCCAGGUUUUUCUCCUUUACCCAAACCACGACAUGGGCCUCUAAAAUCUCCAUGUUUUUCUCCUUGACUCGAACCACGGCAUAGGCCACCCAAACCUCCUUGUUUUGCUUCAAUUGACACUAACAAUGGCAUGGGCCGCCAAAACAUCCAUGUUUUCCUCCUUGAGAGGUUAAAGUUUACACGUAUAUAUAUAUAUAUAUAUUAUAUAGUGUCCUCUGUUAACCAACCAAACUGGAAAUACAGGGUACGCUGGCAAACACGAGACAAGGGAUUUCACUACAAGAGUAUUUAUUGUUCUUUCUUCUUAUGUGACUUGAUUCCUAACAUAUGGUUAUUGCCGGAUUUUGAGCUAAAUAUACAAUAUAAAUGGUGCGUUGGUAUUUGCAAACCAGAUUGAAACCUCUUUAAAAUUUACAAAGAAAAUGAAAACAAAUUUUU
Molecule: messenger RNA, 1450 nt
Organism: Eurytemora carolleeae
Lineage: Eukaryota; Metazoa; Arthropoda; Copepoda; Calanoida; Temoridae
Product: UBX domain-containing protein 3
Exons: 6
Coding region: 108-623 (171 amino acids)
Biological process (GO): nuclear membrane reassembly; proteasome-mediated ubiquitin-dependent protein catabolic process; Golgi organization
Cellular component (GO): nucleus; cytosol
Molecular function (GO): ubiquitin binding
Source: RefSeq, a predicted model, not a curated record